AUGAGAUUAGUGCUCGAGGCGCGCGCUUCACAUGCUAAUGCGCUGACGGUCUAUUGUCGCCCAUUUAUUAAGAGCUGUGAUCUCGGGCGGCUUCUUAAUCUGCCCAAUAAUGUCUAUGGGAUAUCUAUUAUCGGGGUCCGAACGAGUGCGACGACCCCGUACGAGUAUCGACACAUCGAGCGGCGGCGGGCGCGCGCCACGCACUUCCGACGCGACGGAUUUGCCGGAAUCGGCGCGGGCGCAUCAAAAGAGCUUGCGAAAUUCGGACGGAGGCGCGCGCGCGUGAAUCCAUUUGAAUAUCACUUUUCCGUGCCGACAUGGGAAUGGACUCGCGACGUGGGCGAUUGUGUACAAUGUCAAAUGCUCCGAUGCUCAGCGAAACGAAAAUUGAAAACCCGGGGAAUGUUUAUAGCGCAUAAUCUCAUCUUGUAG
Molecule: messenger RNA, 432 nt
Organism: Leptosia nina
Lineage: Eukaryota; Metazoa; Arthropoda; Insecta; Lepidoptera; Pieridae
Source: the annotation of a GenBank genome assembly